AUGAGGCCAACCACACUUGGUGUAUUCCCCGGCGUCGGGGAACAACAGCCGAUCGGACCGGCAGCUCCCCAGUUUUUCCAGUCCGCAACCUCCGACCACGAUCCCACCGCGCAUCACAUCGCGACCCAAUCCAGUCAUGCAGAUAUGGCGGCGCGCCUUCUCCACAUUCUCCAAUCCAGCAAGGCCGAGGGCCCCUGCCGACUUGAAGACCAGGAGGUCAAAGUGAAUGGAUUCAUUCGAUCUGUUCGCAAACAAAAGCACCGGGCUUUUGCUGAGAUCUCAGACGGCUCUACAAUUGAACCCUUACAGGCAAUCUUGAACCCAGAGCAAGCGACUAGUUUGUCCACAGGAACUGCUGUCAGCGUGUCGGGAAUAUGGAAAGCUUGUCCGCCAGGGAAGAAGCAGUCUCAUGAGCUUCAGAUCACUGACGUGGCCGUGACAGGCGCGUCAGAACCGGAGACAUUCCCCAUUCAAAAGAAAUACCAAAGCGUCGAUUUCUUGCGCCAAAUUCCUCAUCUUCGUAUGCGUACCCCCCUUCAAUCAUUACUUGCGCGAUUCCGAUCCGAAUGUCUAUUCCAACUCGGCAAUGUUUUCCACUCAUAUCCCCAUGGCGGCUUUACACAAGUGCAACCACCGAUAAUUACAUCUUCUGAUUGCGAAGGAGCGGGCGAAACGUUCACAUUGAUGCCACGCGGUGCUACCGCCGACGACGCCGAGACCGAGCACUUCUUCCGCUCACCCAAAUAUCUCACAGUGUCAUCACAAUUGCACCUCGAGGCGUACGCAGCGGAGCUUGGAAAUGUAUGGACAUUGACGCCUGUUUUCCGAGCGGAAAGGAGCGAUACACCGCGUCAUUUGAGCGAGUUUUAUAUGCUAGAGGCGGAGGCCAACUUCAUGUCGGAUUUAGAUGCGCUCACCGAUCAGGUGGAAUAUUUACUACGUGACUUGACACGGCGAUUGUAUGAUACAGCUGCCGGGAAAGAAAUACUUUCUAUCAAGCGCACCGGCGAGCCUGGACAGGAGAUCAAUACAGAAGAGGCAGAGCAAAGCUUGCGGCAACGGUGGUCAGUCUUGAUGGACGGUCCUAAAUGGCACCGUGUUACAUACACCAAAGCCAUAGAAAUGCUCCAGCGGGCAGUUUCUGAAGACGGGGCCUCAUUUGAACAUGCCCCUACCUGGGAUGGUGGAUUACAGCUUGAACAUGAGAAGUACAUCGUGGAAGUUCUCUUCCAAGGUACCCCGGUUUUUGUUACAGAUUACCCCAAAACAAUCAAGCCAUUCUACAUGGCUCCUUCACAUAUUUGUGAAGGCCAAGAGGAACAGAACAACACUACAGGGGAGACUGUUGCUUGCUUUGAUCUCCUCUUCCCGGAGAUCGCUGAGGUCGCUGGCGGCUCUUUGCGUGAGCACCGCUUACCGAACAUCGUCGAGAACAUGCGUCAGUACGGCCUGAUCAAGUCUAGGGUAUCUGAUGACUCUGAUACUUCUGUUCCAACAGAGGCAUUAUACCCUCACCUCUCUCCGACCGAGGAUCUUGGUCAUCUCCAAUGGUAUGCUGACCUUCGACGAUGGGGUUCAGCACCACAUGGAGGCUUUGGGCUUGGAUUUGAUAGAUUCUUGGGCUACUUAUCUGGCGUUUCUAGCGUUCGUGAUACAGUGGCAUUUCCACGAUACUUUGGCCGUGCGGACUGCUAA
This is a messenger RNA of Penicillium angulare, 1695 nucleotides long. RefSeq names its product asparagine--tRNA ligase SLM5. Gene Ontology annotation, molecular function: asparagine-tRNA ligase activity; ATP binding. The record is from RefSeq and is a predicted model, not a curated record. NCBI's taxonomy places the organism in Eukaryota, Fungi, Ascomycota, Eurotiomycetes, Eurotiales, Aspergillaceae. The transcript is spliced from 4 exons. Gene Ontology annotation, biological process: asparaginyl-tRNA aminoacylation. The coding region runs from base 1 to 1695 and encodes 564 amino acids. Gene Ontology annotation, cellular component: mitochondrion.